CUUUCUUUCUCUCUCUUUAUAACCUCAUAAUUAUAACUCACUUUUUCAACAAAUCCCCAAAAUCUCUCUCAAAAUGGUUUUUCUCAAAGAAAAAGUCUUCUUUUUCUUUUAAUUGGAAGAUGGAUGCCACGGUGGCGGUUGCCGCAGCCGCAGCGGUGGUGACGUACUUCGUUUGGUUUUUGAAUGUCAAACAGUCGUUGAGUGGACCACUUGUUUGGCCACUACUGGGCAGUCUUCCAGAUCUGAUUAAGAAUAGUCAUCGUAUGCAUGAUUGGAUCGCAGAGAAUUUACGGUCGACGGGCGGUACGUACCAGACUUGUACGUUUGCCAUUCCAUUUUUGACAAAAAGGCAAGGUAUCGUGACGGUCACAUGCGACCCAAAAAAUUUAGAGCAUAUUUUGAAGACACGAUUCGAUAAUUACCCGAAAGGGCCCAAUUGGCAUGAUGUGUUUCAUGAUUUACUUGGUGAAGGAAUCUUCAAUUCUGAUGGUAAUACAUGGUUGUUCCAGCGUAAGACUGCUGCGUUGGAAUUCACUACUAGGACUCUUCGCCAAGCCAUGGCUCGUUGGGUUAAUCGAGCCAUCAAGUCUCGCUUUUGCCCGAUUCUUGAGUCAGCUCAACGUCGAGCCAAGCUAGUUGAUCUCCAGGACCUUCUGCUUCGACUCACAUUUGAUAAUAUUUGUGGAUUGACUUUUGGUAAAGAUCCACAAACUCUCGCUCCUAAAUUGCCUGAGAACAGCUUCGCUAUGGCCUUUGAUCAAGCUACCGAAGCCACAUUGUGUCGCUUUAUUUUGCCUAGCUUUAUAUGGAAGCUAAAGAAAUGGCUCCGACUCGGGAUGGAGGUGAUCUUAACACAAAGCCUCAAGCACACAAAUCAAUACCUAACCAAUAUCAUCGAAACACGUAAGUUCGAACUGUCCAAUCAGCACCAAGUCAACGACACCCAAACCCCUCACGACGACUUGCUAUCAAGAUUCAUGAAAAAGAAGGAAUCCUACUCAGACACGUUUCUCCAACACGUGGCACUCAACUUCAUCCUAGCUGGACGAGACACGUCAUCCGUUGCGCUGAGCUGGUUCUUUUGGCUAGUCAUAAAAAAUCCAAGAGUGGAGGAAAAAAUCCUCAAUGAAAUUUGCACCGUCCUGAUGGAGACACGUGGCACAGAUAUAUCCACGUGGACGAAAGAGCCAUUGGGAUUUGAAGAAGUGGAUCGAUUAAUUUACCUCAAAUCCGCCUUAUCGGAAACUCUCCGACUCUACCCAUCAGUUCCCCAAGAUUCAAAACACGUAAUAAACGAUGACGUUUUACCCACUGGAACUUUCGUCCCCGGCGGCUCCUCCGUCACAUAUUCAAUAUAUUCCAUUGGUCGAAUGAAAUUCAUUUGGGGAGAAGAUUGUUUAGAAUUCAAACCAGAGAGAUGGUUGGGCACAAAUCAAAACAAAAUUGAGCUUCAAAAUGCUUAUAAGUUCCUUGCCUUUAAUGCCGGCCCAAGAAUUUGUUUAGGAAAAGAUUUGGCUUACUUACAAAUGAAGUCGAUCGCGGCGGCGCUCUUGCUCCGCCACCGCCUGACGUUGGUCGCCGGCCACCGUGUUGAGCAAAAGAUGUCAUUGACGUUGUUCAUGAAGCAUGGCCUCAAAGUUCACUUGCAUCCCAGAGAUUUGGGCCGUGUGGUGGAGAAAAUUAGCAAGACCGCGGCGGAGACGGCGGCAGUGGCGUCGGAUCGAGGCUGCUAGGCGGCCAAAUGUAGCCUUGUAAUACUAUAGUUUGAAUUUUUGUUGUAUUUUAUAUAUAAUUGAUGAAGUUGCUCAAAAGCUUAAGUAAGAGAUUCAAGAAAAGAAUCUCACAAAAUGUUGUUUAUUUUUGAAAGACUAUAUUAACUUAAGGGAAAAUAUUGCAAUUUUAUAA
This is a messenger RNA of Benincasa hispida (wax gourd), 1905 nucleotides long. RefSeq names its product cytochrome P450, family 86, subfamily A, polypeptide 7 (gene CYP86A7). The record is from RefSeq and is a predicted model, not a curated record. Lineage: Eukaryota; Viridiplantae; Streptophyta; Magnoliopsida; Cucurbitales; Cucurbitaceae. Gene Ontology annotation, molecular function: heme binding; iron ion binding; monooxygenase activity.